AUGAAAGCGGUCAGGGUGGCCGCUCUGUCUUCACCAACUUCAGGGAACUUGACGGGCCCUUCGGAGUUUGGCAUCAUCCCUGCUGGGGCCCCCUCACUUGGCCGCGACCCUACCGACCCGGACGUGUGGUACUACAAUGGCACUCCCGGUGCAUGCACCAUUGUCGCUCUAGACCACGUCCUCCCGACUUUCUACAACAAUCGAUCCAUCGAUCUGUACCUGGGCGGACCCAAUUUUGGACUGAAUGUGGGCCCAUUUUAUUACACGUUGAGUGGAACUAUAGGUGGCACAUAUACCGCUAUAGGACGAAACCUGCCGGGUAUCGCCUUCUCAGGCGGCAACUCCGAACAGCGCUCGUACACCUGGAUCAACAAGACCACUACAACCGGCCAUCCUGAUCCAGCGACCAUCCACGGCCAACUGGCGGUGGAUAUUGUCAACCAGCUGAUCAAGGGCACCAAACCAGGAGAGCGUCUGCUACCGCUUGGCUAUGGAAUCAAUGUCAACGCGCCAUUCAUCACCUCCCUAACCAAUGACUCUUGCGUGUCUCCGUCGUUUGUCCAGACUCGCUUUACGGGCGGCGCAUUCACGGAUAAGGUCGUGUACAACGCAACCUCGGGCACGUUCAACUACGGCAAUGAUCUCACUGGCGGAAUCAACACGUGCAUCAAUGGCAACUGCACCUUACCCGGCGAAACCGACGUCGUCGACGGCGGAUGCUCUGUCACCGUCUCAGUCUUCACGAUCGAUUAUGACGCCCCUCUAGGCCUUGCACAGGCCAAAGUUCGGGGAGCGCUGACACCACUGGUCGCUUUUGAGAAUCCCAGCGCCAAGGUGAGGAUCAGGUCCCGCGACGACUUGAGCAAGGAGGAGAGGGAAGCCAGACAUGCGCUACGCCAGGCAUAG
Capronia epimyces CBS 606.96 is the source of this 906-nucleotide messenger RNA. RefSeq lists its product as uncharacterized. Gene Ontology annotation, molecular function: nucleotidase activity. The transcript has 4 exons. Lineage: Eukaryota; Fungi; Ascomycota; Eurotiomycetes; Chaetothyriales; Herpotrichiellaceae. The record is from RefSeq and is a predicted model, not a curated record. The coding region runs from base 1 to 906 and encodes 301 amino acids.